AUGUCUGGACUUUCGGAUCCGGGGUCGAGUGUCUACGACUCGGCCACAAUGCACGUGGGAGACGGAACAUGGGAUUCGCAGCGCAACACUUUUCUGCUGCCCAACUUGCAAGGCCCAAACUUUGAGACGAUGCGAUUGAAUGGCAUGGGCAAUCGUUUCCGUAGCAUGGCCGGCUACAAGGCUCUCAUCACAGCGCACGGCGUUUUAGCUGCCAUUGCUUUCCUAUUCGUGAUACCGGCAGCUAUCUUUAUGGCUAGCUUCUACCAUCGGAACCCGCGAACCGCAUUGCGAGUCCACAUCUGGUUGCAAGUGCUGGCAGUUCUUCUCUCAACUGCUGCCAUCAUCUGCAGCUUCCAGGCUGUCGGCCUCGAAAGAUCCCUGACCAACCCGCAUCACGGCAUUGGCGUUGCGCUAUAUACUCUUGUCAUGGUGCAAGCUCUAGGUGGCUCUGUCAUACACAGACUAGAGAAGGGCAAGGAACGGUUCAAGAUUCCUCUCAAACUUAUGAUCCACCAAUGGCUAGGCCGUACUAUCGCACUCCUUGGAAUUGCCCAGGUUCCCCUGGGUUUGACUCUCUAUGGAUCACCGCUAGCUUUGUUCAUCCUUUUUGCCAUAUGGACGUUCAUCCUAGUGGUCCUCUACUUCGUCCUUUCGUACAGGACCCAACCAGAGAUGGACUUUGAUGAUCGUAGCACAUACGUAACCGAUAUGACCUACAGUACCAGGAGAAGCCGGCGGACGAGUAGAGGGCCUGGCGCUGGAAAGCUUGCAGCAGCCGGUGCAGCCGGUGCAGGAUUAGCCGCAUUGGGGUCAAGAAGAUCUCGAAGCCGUACUCGCAGCCGACGUGGCGGUACAGUGAUCAGUUCACGUCCUGGCUCUCGUUCUCGGCGUGAUUCACGUUCUCGUGUCGCCGAUUCUGAGUUCACGGAAUCCUACCUGAGCGACGAAAAAUACGGUGGUGAUCGCAACAAGGGUUCCACAUGGAAAGACCGUCUUUUAGGGGCCGGUGCCGCGGCUGGGGGCAUCUUCGCCGUGAAGAAGCUGUUCACUCGCAAGCCAAAGCAUCCUCCAACAGAGACAGGAAGCGACUUCAGUUACAGCCGCCCAAUUGAACCCUCCGAAGUCACUCAGACCGACCUUUCUAGACUUGAAGAAGGAAGAGCGCCUGAGUCUCCGGCAAACCGUCGAGACAACUGGCGUCGUGACAAUCCGCAAGCAUCGGCAAUGUCUGGAAGUAAUCUACGGAGUGGUCAUCGUCCAGCUGGAAGUGUAACAUCGAUCGACUCUUUCGAUAGUCGGACCAGUCUUAGCGAAGAGACCGAGAUGAGACCUAGGGAUCGAUCAUAUGGACUUAAGGAAGGAGUCGCUUCGCUUGGUGUGGUUGGUUUCCUGAAGCAUUCUCUGAGCAGACGCAGUAAGAAGAAGGAAGACGAGCGUGUGGAAGAGAUGAGGCAACAGGAUGAAGAAGAAGAACGCAUCGCUCGCAUGAACAGCCAACGUCGUAAGAAAUACACGGGCGAUGGAACGCCGAGGAGAGGCAACAGACCGCCAUCUACUAUUCUGUCUGACAGCGACAUGACCGGGAUUACACCUUCAGUGGCACCACGUCCACCCCGACCUAUGGAGUCUACCGUCACGCCCAACCCUAGUCGUCCUCCUCGCGCUGGUGUAUAUAGUGUCCUGUCCGACUCUGGAUCCGAAGCCUAUGACUCUCCUGGAGGCCGUCACCAUAGCCGACGUCGCACCGGAGACAAUCCUGUGCUGCCCGCUGGUGCGGCUGCAGCAGGCACGGUGACUUCUGCUGGAUCACCUUCGAAGAAGGAGCGCCGCGGUAGUAGAGACGACGUGGCAUCUCCUCCUGUAUCGGUGAAAGUCAAGAUGCACAAUGACGGUCGACAUGUCACCCUACGACGACUAAACGAAGAAGAAGCAGCAGCAGAACGUGAGGCAAGGAGGAAGGACCGUCGAAAGAACCGCGCUGGUAGUGUCAGUUCACUGAGUGGCGUUGGAGGAGACCGCUGGCGCAGGACGGAAGCCAUGGAGGCAGCACAAGCACAAGAGAUGGCACAGCAAUCUGGAGUGCCUCCGCCUAUGCCCAUGCCUAGUUCGAGCACCUUACGCAUGCCCGAGGCCAACAUUCCUCCUCCUCCACCAGGUCCACCACCGAUGUUCGGUAACAACCAAAACCUAUCUCCGGACUACGGCAACAUCCCACCUCCUCCGCCGAUCCCAGCGGCGGACACUGUUUUGAGCGGUAGUCCUAUCUACGGCAAUGGCACGGAAACGGACCUUAGUAAUUACGAUUCCAACAGGCGCAGGCGGAGAGCAGAGCGCGCACAGGCUAAGCAAGCUAGGUUAGGAGGAAGUCGCGUUGAGUUUUCAUAA
Messenger RNA from Alternaria burnsii, 2385 nucleotides. RefSeq lists its product as uncharacterized. The record is from RefSeq and is a predicted model, not a curated record. Lineage: Eukaryota; Fungi; Ascomycota; Dothideomycetes; Pleosporales; Pleosporaceae. Bases 1 to 2385 code for a protein of 794 amino acids. Gene Ontology annotation, molecular function: transmembrane monodehydroascorbate reductase activity. The transcript is spliced from 3 exons.